Messenger RNA from Hirsutella rhossiliensis, 930 nucleotides. RefSeq names its product sulfotransferase family domain-containing protein. The coding region runs from base 1 to 930 and encodes 309 amino acids. NCBI's taxonomy places the organism in Eukaryota, Fungi, Ascomycota, Sordariomycetes, Hypocreales, Ophiocordycipitaceae. The record is from RefSeq and is a predicted model, not a curated record. The transcript is spliced from 4 exons.
AUGGUGCAACCUCCCGUCUUCGUCGCAACGCACCCGCGCGCCUGCUCCACGGCCUUUGAACGGGUCUUCAUGACCCGCCGUGACGUGCUCGAGAGCCAGCAUGAGCCCUUUGCCGACGCCUACUACUUCGGCCCCGAGUUCCUGAGCAACCGCUUCAGGGACGACGCUGCCACUCGCCAGGCAGCUCCCGGCUCGCACCAGACGUACAAAUCCAUCCUCGGUGACUUUGACAAGGUGGAAAAACAGGGCAGGCGUGUCUUCAUCAAGGACAUGGCCCACUACUUCUUCCCUCCCGACGGAAGCCAGCCCCCGAUCGCCCAGUCCUUUGGCGGCGGACAGGAGCCCGGCAACCCGACGGUGAUGCCACUCGAGGCCCUCAAGCGCUUCCACUUUACCUUUCUUAUCCGACAUCCUCGCCGCUCUAUCCCCUCGUACUAUCGCUGCACCAUCCCGCCCUUGGUCGAAAAGACGGCUUACACGCCCUUUAUGCCUUGCGAAGCCGGCUACAAGGAGCUCGCCCACCUCUUUGACUUUCUGGUCCGACAGGGCAUCGUCGACAAGAACCGCGUCACCGUGGUGGAUGCCGACGACUUGCUGGACCACCCGGAGGACAUGAUUCGGCAGUUCUGCGACAGGACCGGCAUCGACUAUGACCCGGGCAUGCUCGUCUGGGACGAGGCCGAUGGCGAGCACGCCAAGAAGCUCUUUGCCAAGUGGAACGGAUGGCACGACGACGUCCUCGACAGCACGAGGCUCAAUGGCCGAUCACAUGCUCAGAAAACUUCGACGGUAGAGUCGGAGAACCAGGAGUGGGCAGACAAGUACGGCCCCGAGGCCCAGAAACUCAUCCGCCAGGUCGUGGACGACAACAUUCCCCACUACGAGUACCUCAAGCAGUUUUGCAUGCGCAUCGAGGACAAACGCCCCUAG